This is a messenger RNA of Cyclopterus lumpus (lumpfish), 3260 nucleotides long. It is a transcript of the gene traf3, whose product is annotated as TNF receptor-associated factor 3. Gene Ontology annotation, molecular function: tumor necrosis factor receptor binding; zinc ion binding. NCBI's taxonomy places the organism in Eukaryota, Metazoa, Chordata, Actinopteri, Perciformes, Cyclopteridae. Gene Ontology annotation, biological process: positive regulation of JNK cascade; innate immune response; Toll signaling pathway. The transcript has 13 exons. Gene Ontology annotation, cellular component: plasma membrane signaling receptor complex. Bases 1547 to 2980 code for a protein of 477 amino acids. The record is from RefSeq and is a predicted model, not a curated record.
GUAUUAACUCCAGAAGCCAAAUACUGCUGCGAAACCUGCAGACUGGUCUUGUGUCAAGCCCGCCAGACCGAGUGUGGACACCGCUUUUGUCAGAGCUGCAUCAACGACAUCCUCAGGCCAAUCUACUUGAACCGCCUCCCUCUCCUCCGUCACCGUGGUCCUUGACCUGCAAGUUCCAUUUGACUCUUGAGAACCAACAUAUCCUUCCUUGCACCCUGAAAGGACAGUUUUCACCCUGAAAGCACCCUGAAAGGACUGUUUGCAACCUGAAAGGACUCUUUGCACUCUUAAAGGACUGGACUAUUUGCACCCUGAAAGAAGUUGCACCCUGAAAGGACUAUUUGGACCCUGAAAGUUGCACCUUGAAAGGACUGUUUUCACCCUGAAAGCAUCCUGAAAGGACAGUUUGCUUUCCAAAACAUCUUUGAUCUUGGACGUUUAAUGUGUGGGGUCAAGCAAUGGUUAUGACAACAACAACAACAACAACAACAACAACAAAAAACACAUCUUUUAUCACAGGUGUUGGGGCAUUUCACAUUUUAGAGAGAGGCAGCACAAUUAGGAGGCAGAAGCGCUAUACUGCACAGGAGACUUGUGAGCUCAUUUUUAACUAUAUCGUGGAAAAUAAUGACCAGGAGGACAAUUCUGAACAUCAUGAGGAGGUGGAAUCAACUGAUGAGGAGGAUUCAGGGUCCGAAGAGAAGGAAAAUCAUGAUGAGGUAAUGGAUCCAACAUACAGACCAUAUGCUUCCUCUGAAGAAUUCCCCACAUCACCCGCUGCACAAAUAGAAGAAGGGUAUGAAGUGAGGGUCCAUGACGAACAUGAGGAAGAAUCUGAAGCUGAAAUUGAAGAAGUGUCAGAAGUGGAGGACUGCACUUAUGAUGAAGUGGAAGAAUCAACAAGAAUUGGAGAAAGAGGACCCAGCUGCGAUAGAAGAAUAUUUCCAGUCAAAGGAUGAUACAUGGAUGUGGUCUUCCAUCCCUCCCAGUGAGGGAGAGAACAGAGAGAGACAAGCCACCAUGGUCCAACCGCAUAUUCAAGGUCUCAUAUUGAUGAUAUAAAGUCCUUUUGACCCAUUUCUGCCCAUGCCUACUGACGAGGUAGUGCUGUACAUGACGAACAAGGAGGGGGACAUUUGGAGCAAGAUGGAUUCAAUGGACUUGCAGGCAUACGUGGGUUUGUUGAUUCUUGCUGGCGUGUACCAAUCCAGUAAAGAAGCUACAGCUAGUUUAUGGCAUGCCCAGUGCUACCAUGACACUCGAGAUGUUUCAUAAAAUCUCAAGAGUAAUUUGAUUUGAUGAUAAAGACACAAGAGAAGAUCGCCGUGCACGAGACAAACGUUUGGGACAAGUGUGUCUCUCCUGUCGUGGAUGUAUGAUCGAGGCACUGAUGUGACUCUGGAUGAGUUCCUGGUCCCCUUCAGAGGUCGCUGUCCAUUCAAACAUCCCGAGAAAACCAGGGAAAUAUGGGAUGUAAAUAUGGGCAGCAUGCUAUGGGUCCAGCUAUGCAUGGAACAUUCAUCCAAACCCGGUAUGUCCAGCUGACAUGGAGCCUCUGUUCAAAGACAAGAUCUUUAGAGACGUUUGCUGCCAUCGUGAGAUCAUGGCACUGAAAGUUUACUGUCGCAGUGAAGCUAACGGCUGUCAGGAGCAGAUGAGUCUGCAGCAGAUACCUGACCACCUGAAUGUGUGUCCGUUCUUCGAGGUUCCUUGUCCGUUGGGUAAAUGUAAAGAGCGAAUGAUGAGGAAAGAGAUUCCCGACCACCUGAGCUGGAAAUGUAAACACAGAGAGAGCAGCUGCGAGUUCUGCAUGACCAAGAUGCCCCUAACCGACCUGCAGAAACACAAAGAGACGGUGUGUCCAGCGUUCCCAGUGUCGUGUCCAAACCACUGCUCCUUUUCCUCCCUUCCCCGGAGUGAGCUGUCGAGCCACCAGAAUGACUGUCCCAAAGCUCAGGUGAGCUGUCAGUUCCACCGCUACGGCUGCACCUUCAAGGGUUUGAACCAGGACAUGAGGCAACAUGAGUCCACCUUGGCAGCUGAACACCUGAGAAUGAUGGCCAACAGAAACUCCAGCUUAGAGAACAAGGUCGAGGAUAUUAAAGGUGAGCUGUUGGAGAGGUAUAAGGUGCUUCCUGCUCUCAGCAGUCGACUGUCUGAACUGGAGAACCAGAGCGACGAGCUGAGAGAGAAGAACCGACAGAUGGAGCAGAAACUGGCCACCAUGCAGAAACUAAUGAGCUCUCACUCAGAGAAGCUACUGGAGGUGGAGCUGGAGCUUCGUUCCCUUCGUGUGCUCAGAGAUGAGGUUGAGAACCUGAGGGGAACGCUGGAGAACGUCCGGACGAGACUCAACACUCUAGAACAAGGGGGACGGAGCGGGACUGGAUCCACAACUCACACUCUGGCAUCCCUGGAGAAUCAGCUGAAGCGACAUGAUGAGAUGCUGAGUGUCCAUGAAAUCCGAUUAGCCGACAUGGACCUGCGUUUCCAGGUGCUAGAGACGGCAAGUUAUAAUGGGACCCUGAUCUGGAAGAUCCGCGACUACAAGAGAAGGAAACAGGAAGCGGUGGGGGCGAAGACACUGUCGCUGUACUCACAGCCAUUUUACACCGGAUACUUUGGGUACAAGAUGUGCGCCCGUGUCUACCUGAACGGCGACGGCAUGGGCAAGGGGACGCACCUGUCUCUGUUCUUCGUGGUGAUGAGAGGCGAGUACGAUGCCCUGCUGCCCUGGCCUUUCAAACAGAAGGUGACUUUGAUGCUGAUGGACCAGGGUCCGUCGAGGAAACACUUGGGGGAUGCCUUUAAGCCUGAUCCAAAUAGUAGCAGCUUCAGACGUCCUGCAGCAGAGAUGAACAUUGCUUCUGGCUGUCCUCUGUUUGUUUCUCAGACCGUCCUGGAGACUGGCAGCUACAUCAAAGACGACACCAUCUUCAUCAAGGUUACAGUAGAUACCUCUGACCUUCCUGACCCGUGAUGUUACAAACCCACUGACCGCGUUGGUCUGAGAUCUGCUCACCUGUCUACGCAGAGGAAAGGAUGAUUGGAAGGAUCUGUGACAAUGAAGUAGGUGCGUCUAUCUGAGAGCGACGACGACGACAGAAGAGAAGAAACAGACAGGAAGCAGCCAAUCAGAGUGAACUUUACAGAGACUGGAGGGUGGGGCUUCUUCAGAUUGGCUGAUGGGCUAAAGAAGUGUGUGUGUGUGUGUGUGUGUGUGUGUGUGUGUGUGUGUGUGUGUGUGUGUGUGUGUGUGU